Messenger RNA from Postia placenta MAD-698-R-SB12, 565 nucleotides. RefSeq lists its product as hypothetical. The coding region runs from base 74 to 463 and encodes 129 amino acids. The record is from RefSeq and is a predicted model, not a curated record. Lineage: Eukaryota; Fungi; Basidiomycota; Agaricomycetes; Polyporales; Adustoporiaceae. The transcript is spliced from 5 exons.
CUCUCCCACCGACUGCGACUUUGCUCUUUCUCGACACUAUCAUCACGCCCGCUAGCCCCUGUUUUCUACCAACAUGGACUUCAUAUUUUGUCUACCCAUCAUAUUCGGCUGCCCGACAAGGAUUAAGCCAGACGGUGAUCAAACGCCACGGGUUUGCCCCAGGUGUAACAACGCAUCCGUCACUUCUGCAAAAUCCCGCCUUUGGUUCGAGCUGUGCUGGGUACCCUUGAUCCCCAUGCGCUCAGAGCGUGUCUGGAUGUGUUCUAUAUGUCAGUGGAGGGUGCCAAUCCAGCCAGGGUGGGAGCCUGCUGUCCCUAAUUAUAACUUCCAACCUGGCCGGCCGAACCAGUGGCAGCCACCGCCGUCUGGGUAUAUGGCACCACCUCCGAAUGCAUAUCAGCCAGGGUACCAGCCAGGCUACACAAGCGAGACUACGGCUCAGAGUCCGAAGCCGCAAGCCUGAAAGCCUACCAUGCACUUGACUCCUAGAGUGUUUUAUGCGUCAUGUAUCCAUAUAUGUUUGCCCUGAAUCUGGACAUCUGUAUCUCUAUUGCUACCCAUAAAA